AUGGAUUACGCUCGAAAAAUCGGCAAAACCGACGAAGCUGAGAGUUGGAGAAGGCGAAUAGUGUCCAGCGUAAGUGUAUCCGACGGUAUGUUCGAGUCAGAUCAAAUCUUCUCCGAAGAUCCUCCACUGGUCAACUGGAAAGGAUGGUUAGCAAGACGAAGGAAACAGUACGAGCACAUCGAGUCGUCGACCGGUCGUCAUCGGACCGACCAGAUUAUAAAUACCUGCGAAACCAUUCGGCCACUGAUCGAAAUGCGAGAACUGAUGGAUUACGCUAACAUCUUGGAGCCGGUGCUUUCCACGAAUCUUCGCACUGUGCCGAAAUUUUGGAGAGCACCAAAGACACUGCCGAAUCAUGACAACCCUUGCUUACCGAUCGUCGCGGUCGCAGCUAGCAAAAAGGAAUCGGACAAACCAGAAUUAAUGUACGUAGAUUUGCCGGAGCUGAUAGAAAAGGAGAAGGACCUCGUUGGCUUGAAGACUAAGCAGCCGUUAUGGAAGCAAAGCCAGUACUUAAAGAGCCGAAAAUGCCAACUAUCGAAAGAAAUUCAGUCGCUUGUGCCGCACGAGCCGAAAACGAAACAUUUAACGAUCGAGGGUCACGGAUUCGCGAAGCCAAAAGCCAAAGAGUACAGAAGACUGCCGGUGAUAACGCUCUCCGACGCUCUAUUGGAGAAAGAUGAGGGAGAAGUCGCGUGUCAUCCGGAAGAGCUUCGAGACCAGACGAUCGCUUUAAGGAUCGAAGAUCGAGAUAUAGUCUGGGAGAAGUGCGCUUUCGAACUUGGCCGAACCGAUCCAAUCGUGUGGAACGUGUGCUUCUCUUCGCAAAUGAAUAAAAUGGUAGAAAAAGAGAUCAGAUUAGAGAACAAAGGCAACCGUGUAAUCAUUUACGAAUGGCGGAACGCGGUCUCUUUGCCGUCGAUGCUGCCGUUGAGAAGACGAGCGAGUCCGUUCUUUUUCAAUAAAACCAAAGGAGUGAUUCCGCCGGGGCAGAUCGUUGAUAUCAAAUUUUGGUACUUGCCUCGUAUAUCCGGCAUGACCUCCGAAGUCUGGAGGUUCAAAACUGACCCCGAAUUGUGCCCGUCGCCAUUCCACUUCCGCCUAUCGGGCUGCUCCGACACCGCGAUCGCGGAUCGGUCGGGUGCUGUUAAAUCUAGCGACGACGCCGACGUCGAUGAUUAUUUAGAUCAUUGCAUUCGGGAAGCGGCGAUACGAGAGAUACUGGAGGAGAUGUUCGAAAACAUGGACUAUGUGGAGCUGCCCGAACCGUUCUACGGCAGUCUGUUCUUAGAAUCGGAGGUCUUCUUAGCGAAGAAUCCUCUGUGCUUCUACCACCCGAGUCACGUGAUCGAGUUUCGCAAGCUUUAUCACACCGCGACGAAUCACAACGAACAGCAAUGGAAUUUAUGCAUAAGAGACCUCCGCGAGACGUUGACGAGCAUCCGGGAUCCGGAAACCAGGCAGGAUAUGCUCUUGCAGCUCAGUCGAUUGUACAAAGAAUGCCUAAAGCCUGCUCGUCGCGUCCCCCACAAUUACACCAAGCACGAAAUGGUGUCCAAUUUGCUCUGCGCGUUUUUCAAUCGUUUCGAGCACGAAAGUGCGCACGCGAAACUCGCUUGCUUUAAGAAGGAACGUAGAGAAUCUAUCGUUACGGUGUCGGAAAUGGGCAAUGGUAAAUCAACGACGUCGCAAAGAACUGUCAUAAGCAAUAAUUCACGGAACAGACGGGGAAGAAGAUCAUCUUCCCGCACGCAGAAUGCUCAUGUUCCAGAGGUUGCUAGAAAGAACUCUUACUUUAUACCCGAUGAUCGUGCUUACAAAGAGAUAUUUUUCAUCCGCAUUCAUUACCUGUUAGGAAAAAUGGUGGAUCAGGUCGUUGCUGCGGUUAAUUCGUUUAAUAACCUGAACGAGCCUGACAAAUAA
This is a messenger RNA of Megalopta genalis, 1923 nucleotides long. RefSeq lists its product as uncharacterized. NCBI's taxonomy places the organism in Eukaryota, Metazoa, Arthropoda, Insecta, Hymenoptera, Halictidae. The record is from RefSeq and is a predicted model, not a curated record.